Messenger RNA from Fomitopsis serialis, 1164 nucleotides. RefSeq lists its product as uncharacterized. Bases 233 to 835 code for a protein of 200 amino acids. The transcript has 4 exons. The record is from RefSeq and is a predicted model, not a curated record. Lineage: Eukaryota; Fungi; Basidiomycota; Agaricomycetes; Polyporales; Fomitopsidaceae.
GAGGAACAGGACUCAUCUGCCUCGCAGGGUCUGUAAUUAGGUCUUGGCCCGACAGGUGUGUGACGCCGCGUUUUUGGCUUCUGUCAUCGGACAUACGGGGACGGCGACAGUACACUUGACAGCGCUGGCCAGUGUCCAAUUUGUGCCUGGCUUUCCCUGUGUAGUCGCGGUGCAUGCUGAUCGGCGUGGUCCUGGCGCAUAACGACAAUGUCGAGCGCGGUCUGGUGAACCGAUGCCCUAUUCAGUGCAGGGGUACAAAAGGGGACCAUGUCGAGGACUCGAACGCCAGCAUCCUCCCCUCCCUGGAUCAUUUCCUACACAGUUCAUAAUGUUCAAACAUACCAGCCUCAUCGCGCUCGCUGCCCUCGCGGUUGCUGCCUUUGCCUCCCCCGAGCCUUGGCACGGCAUCGUGCCUCCUCUUCACCGCCGUCUGACCGGCCAGAACGUCGCGUUCUCCUGCUACGGCGGGGGUGGCGACUGCGAGUGUCCGACCGACCUGACCGGUGACAGCAAUGGCGUCCUGAUCAACGUCUACCCCGGCUACCAGUGCGCCUACGCCGGCGGUGCUUGCACCUGGGACGACAAGACCGGUGCCCUGCAGAAUACCGCCCAGACUAAUUGCCCGGCCUCCGCGCCCUGCAGCACCACCAGCGGCUGCCAGUGCCCCACCGACAACAACGGCGACGCCGGCGUCUUGAUCAACCAGUUCACCGGCUACCAGUGCGCGUACGUCCAUGGCGCCUGCACCUGGGACUACACCGGCGCUCUGCAGAACACCGCCCAGACCAACUGCCCGACGACCGCACAGUGCGCGCAGUUGGCCGGAGAUUCUUGAGCCAUAGCAAGUCGUGACAUGCUGAUGCACGUCUCACGUUUUGUAGUUUGUUUCUUGGGUUCUGCGGGGCGAUAUGCUUGCUUGCUCAUGGGUUGUAUGUCGUGUAAUCUGGGUAAUGAGCGAAGUUAGACUCGAUAUCCUCGGGCUUUCCUUGUGAUGUCAAUGUUACUGUGAGGUGCACUAUAUAUGAUAUCGUCAUAGGACGUUCAAAAGGGGCAAGCUGCCUGCCAAUAUUCGCAAGUUUGGCCCGACCGUGACUGUCGUCUGUAAAUUACCUUGCGACUAGCAAGGUCUCUUCGGGGGUCUGAAUUCGUCGUGGGAAAUUUCCG